AUGACGCUGCUACAGAUUGCGUUGGCCGGUGCCAGACAGCCGCGAGAUGAAAUGCAGCCUGGGGGCUCGAGAAUCGCGGCCGACAAUACAGAAAGGUUAAUCAGGCCCUGGAAGCUCCCGCCUCGCAAGUCUUAUACUUUUGCCAACGCUCUCGUUGUUGACCCGGCUGCGGGGCGGAUCCGUGCCGAUGCCUGGGUCAAGAUCUCGGGCGGUCUGAUUGAACAUGUCCGAUAUGCGGACAAACCGCCGGCGCCCAUCGAUGAAGAUGAAGACAGCAUUGUGAUAGACUGCACAGGUUUGUACCUUUGCCCCGGCCUCAUCGACGCCCACGUCCACUUGGCAGCGGUGCCGGGCUCUCCGUCGCUCGACGGAAGCAUGGGCGAUGAUGCCGCCGUAAGCCACUUUCGUCAGCCAUUUGUGGCAUUACAGAGCCUGAGGCGGGGCUUCACCACUCUGCGCGACUGUGGAGGUGCGACGCUGGCUCUCAAGGAGGCUAUUGCCGACGAUGUGUUUCCAGGGCCCCGGCUGUUCAUUGCCAACCGUGCGCUGAGUCAGACGGGUGGGCACGGAGAUAGGAGGGGACCGCACGAUCACACGGGAUCGCUAUGCUGCGGCGGACAGCAGGCGGACGGGGGUCUCAGCGUCGUUGUCGACGGGGUGGACGAGUGUAUCCGCGCUGCACGUGAGCAGCUUCGGACGGGCGCCGACUUCAUCAAGAUCAUGGUAGGCGGCGGCGUCGCCUCGCCGAGCGACAAGCUCAGCAACACGCAGUUCACGUCAGCCGAGAUCGCGGCCAUUGUCGAGGUGGCCGAGUCGUACGGCACCUUUGUCACUGCUCAUGCCUACACACCGCGGGCCAUUCGUCACGCCGUCGCCAAUGGCGUCAAGGGCAUUGAGCACGGCAAUUUGAUUGAUGAGGAGACAGCGCGGCUCAUGGCGGAGCGUGGGGCCUGGUUGACGCCGACGCUGGUCACGUACGAGGCCAUGGCCAAGACGGAAAAGUACAAGGGCUUUUUACCGCCCGAGAACGCAGCAAAGAAUAAGGAAGUCUUGGAGAAGGGGCUCCGGAGCCUUGAGAUUGCCCAGGCUGCCGGUGUCAGGAUGUGCUAUGGCAGCGAUCUUUUGGGUCCCUUGACAGCAGAACAGAGUGGCGAGUUCGCCAUCCGUCAGAGGGCCCUAGAUAAUGCCGAUGUGCUCAGGGCCGCAACGGUGAACCCGGCUCAGAUGCUAGGUCAGGAGGCUUUCCUUGGCCAGAUCAAGGAAGGUUUCGCGGCGGACCUGGUCAUAUUGAAUCAUAACCCGCUGCAAAAUGUCAGCAUCCUUGGGAACCCUGAGAAGAGUCUGGUGUCUGUGAUUAAGGAUGGUAGAGUGUGGGACAGUCAUUGGAAGUCUCUGCCUGUGGACGUGUACCAGGCUUCUUCGGCUUGGAUUCGUUGA
Pestalotiopsis fici W106-1 is the source of this 1437-nucleotide messenger RNA. RefSeq lists its product as uncharacterized. The record is from RefSeq and is a predicted model, not a curated record. Gene Ontology annotation, molecular function: hydrolase activity, acting on carbon-nitrogen (but not peptide) bonds. Bases 1 to 1437 code for a protein of 478 amino acids. NCBI's taxonomy places the organism in Eukaryota, Fungi, Ascomycota, Sordariomycetes, Amphisphaeriales, Sporocadaceae. The transcript has a single exon.